AUGCGGUGCAAUGAUGGCCAAAAAGUGGACCUUGUCGUUUAUAUGUUAGAGUCCGAUGCUGAGCAUUGGUGGUGGAAUUGUGCUAGAGGAGAGUUUCUUAAUCUUCGCCAAGGAGGUAUGUCAGUUGCAGAGUAUGUAGCCAAAUUUGAAGCUCUAUCAAGGUACUCUCGCUAUCUUAGGGACAACCCACAAGACGAGUGGAAGGCAAUCAAAUUUGAGCAAGGACUGAGGCACGAGCUGCAAAGCUUUAUCAGAAUUCUAGAUAUUCGUGACUAUCCCACCUUGGUAAACAAGUCUAGGGUGGCUGAGCAAAAGAUGCAAGCGCUGGAAGCUGAGAAACCGAAGGAGAAGUUUAACCCUGUUGAAAAAAGAUGUUGCAAGAGUAAGGGGCAGGCUCGAUCUAGACCCCAAAACCAAGGGAUAGUCUUUACACUCCAAGGAGAAGAGGUGAAGGAGUCAGAUGGUUUGAUCAAAGGAGCGACACAUUCCUUUAUAUCUUUGUCUUGUGUGAAAGCCUUGCAAUUGACUAUUUCUUGUCUACCUUUUGACUUAUGCGUUACCACCCCUGCUGAAAAAAAUCUUACUACCUCCACUGCAUGCUUGAAUUCUACUAUUGUUUAUCAAAAUGUGCCUUAUAAUGUUGAUUUGAUUUGUUUACCUUUGUCUGGAUUAGAUGUUAUCCUAAGAAUGGAUUGGUUGUCGUCAAAUCAUACAGUUAUAAAUUAUUCUGAUAAAUCUAUCCUUGUUGCACCUCAACUUAGGGCUAUUGAUUCACCUCAUUCGUCCAAAUGUUUCGUGUCUGCUCUAGCUUGUCAUAGGUAUUUAGUUGAGGGAGCUCAAGGACACAUGCUCUUAUUUUCUUCUAAGGUAGAGGUUGAGGAUAAUUUAACCUUGAUGCCUGUAGUUGGUGAAUUUCUUGAUGUGUUCCCUAACGAUGUCUCUAGCUUACCACUGAAUAGAGAAUUAUAA
Messenger RNA from Cicer arietinum (chickpea), 969 nucleotides. RefSeq lists its product as uncharacterized. The record is from RefSeq and is a predicted model, not a curated record. NCBI's taxonomy places the organism in Eukaryota, Viridiplantae, Streptophyta, Magnoliopsida, Fabales, Fabaceae.